Aspergillus neoniger CBS 115656 is the source of this 999-nucleotide messenger RNA. RefSeq names its product putative ubiquitin conjugating enzyme (UbcB). The coding region runs from base 225 to 686 and encodes 153 amino acids. The record is from RefSeq and is a predicted model, not a curated record. Lineage: Eukaryota; Fungi; Ascomycota; Eurotiomycetes; Eurotiales; Aspergillaceae. The transcript is spliced from 3 exons.
CUUCCAUCGGCACUUGGUCCGCCACAACUCAUUUGCCCUGUCACUGAUAGUCAGCUUUUGAGAGACCUGGGCCAUAUUCACUCCACAGUUGAUGCUUGGGUUUCACGUCUCGCAAUAACCCCUCUCCGCCGCCGUCCCCGACCGUGUCCCCUCAACAUCUUACCCCGCUCUUCUUUCCACACCGACAAACACUUGUCAGGUUCUAUCGCAAACAGACACACACCAUGGGAAGUCAGAAACGGAUAGCUAAGGAGCUCGCCGAGCUUGUCGAGUCUCCCCCGGAGGGCAUCGUGGUGAAGUUGGCCGACGAAUCCAACCUUUACACAUGGAACGUAUAUAUGGAUGGACCUGAGAAAUCUCCCUACCAGAACGGCAAAUUCCUACUCAACCUCUCCCUCCCCACCGAAUAUCCCUUCAAACCCCCUACUGUCUCCUUCAAAACGAAGAUAUAUCACCCCAAUGUGACCAACGAUGACAAGGGAAGCAUGUGUCUGGGCAUGCUUCGCGCAGACGAGUGGAAACCUAGCUCCAAAAUCCUGGCCGUCCUGCAGUUCGCGCGCCAGCUGCUAGCGGAACCGAUGCCCGAUGAUGCUGUCGAGGGACGGAUUGCAGAGCAAUUCAAAAAUGACCACAGUCGGUAUGAGGAGGUCGCGAAGGAGUGGACACGCAAGUAUGCCACUCUCUAGUGAGCCGCUGCUGCCUGCUAUCGGUUCAGCAGGUAGAUAGAUACCUUGAGGGGAGUCUGCGAGUUAAGAGUGAUACGAAAACGACGGGAGAAACACAGGGAACAGGGACCAAAAAGACAUGAAAGUUUCGGCUUGGCUAGAUAUAUAUAUGAUAUGAACAUGUUUGAGCAUCACGACUGCAUGGGAUGAGACUUCGUUAGCAUGAAAUUCUUUGUGGAAAAAAGGACAUGAAAUCAUCAUAAUAGAUACUAUAUGCAUAUUGAGAGCGGCAUUAAAAUAAGAAUCGGCAUCUUACUUCCGGCCGAAAUCCGCA